AGAAUGGAAGGGUGCAAGGGCUAGAGAGAUAGGUGAAGGAUAUAAGUUUUUCUAUUGUGGAAGUGACGGCAAGAGAAGUGGUGUAGGUUUUGGACAACAGGCUGAAAGAAUGUGUCGUAGAUGACUAAUCGUGGCCACCUCAACCUUCGACACCUGGCAAAAAGAGAAAACCAAGUUUAAAAAAAAUAAAGCUCGACAGCUUUGACUUGGUCGCUCUAAGAAACAUUGUCAACAGUUUCUACACAGUCAAAAAAGAAAUACCUACGCUCAAAAAAUUAUUAGCAGCUGCCAAAAGGGAUUUGAAUUUUCCAGGUGGAAGAACUACAUUGCGACUCAUUUUAAAAAACGAAUUGGGGUACAAGUUCAAAAAAUGCAAAAAUGCCCGAUAGGUUUUAAUCCAAAAACCCGAUAUUGCAGCUUGGAGGGCUAGAUACUUGCGGCGUAUGAAGAAAAACAACGAACUUGGAGCAGACAAGAAACCAGUCACGUAUUUGGACGAGACAUGGAUUAAUUCCCACUACACUGUGAGAAAGUGCUGGCAGAACAGUUCUGAUGCCAGUGUAAUGAAAAAUACGAAUCCUGGUCAACGCUGGAUUCUCGUGCAUGCGGGUGGCGAAAAUGGCUUUGUCCCUGGCGCAGAGUUACUCUACAAAUGUAAAAGUAAGACAGGUGAAUACCAUGAUGAAAUGGAUACGAUCAAUUUUGUUAAGUGGCUUAAUGAAAAAUUAUUGCCCAACUUGCCUCCAAACGGCAUAGUUGUAAUAGACAACGCACCAUGCCACUCGAAACAGGCAGAAAAAGUCCCGCACCAAACUGCAUUGAAGAGCGAGAUGCAAAAUUGGCUUACCAGUCAGAACAUAACCUUUAAUCCAAAAAUGACGAAACCCGAGCUAUAUCAACUGAUCAAAGCAAACAAGCCAGAAAAAAAAUAUAUUGUGGACGAGUUGUCUAAAGAACAUGGGCACGAAGUCGUACGUCUGCCACCCUACCACUGCGAUUUAAAUCCAAUCGAAUAUAUUUGGAAUCUGGUCAAACAAAGGGUGGCAGACAAAAACAUUGACCAGUCUGAAAGACAAAUAGAGAAAUUAACAAAAGAAGCCAUACAGUCAAUAACAGUGGAAGACUGGAAGAAAGAGAUCAAUCAUGUGCAGAGAUUAGAAAACGAUUUCUGGGAGAAAGAUCGUCACCAAGAAGAUCAAGUGAGACAAUUCGUGAUAUCACUUGGAGGAGAAGACAGCUCAUCGGACAGCGAAACAGACGAAGACGACACAGAUAACAGUGAGAUGUCGGGUGUAGAAGAAUUAGCCGAUGAUUAGAUAAUACACUAUUAUUUAAAC
Helicoverpa armigera (cotton bollworm) is the source of this 1337-nucleotide messenger RNA. RefSeq lists its product as uncharacterized. The transcript is spliced from 3 exons. The record is from RefSeq and is a predicted model, not a curated record. The coding region runs from base 444 to 1316 and encodes 290 amino acids. Lineage: Eukaryota; Metazoa; Arthropoda; Insecta; Lepidoptera; Noctuidae. Gene Ontology annotation, molecular function: nucleic acid binding.